UCCUCUGGAAGUUACAUUCAUUUAAUUAUACAACCUCGCUAGAAACUUUUUUUUUUUGUUUAAAAUUACUCUUUACCUAGCAACUAGCAAGUCUCUUACCUCCCUCCCCCCCCAGGAAAUGUCAGAAAUGGUUUGGACUACUAGUGCUCAGUCUUCAACCUCCGCCCGGGAACUGCAGCUGAAACCGCCGCGUUCUGUAGUCUUCCCUGAGACUCCCGAUCCUGAGAAGAGAAGGUGGCGGGAGAGAGUGAGCUGAAAGUGGACUGGCAGCCGGGCGAGAGCCAGCGAAAGUAGUGUCCAGUUAGCAAAGGCAGUCGUGGUGGCGGCAACACGAGCUGAAGCUCGGAGGCUGCCUCUGACUGGGACAUGGCCCUGCCAGGUGGCAACAAGGACAGUAUCAGAGCAGGAUGUAAAAAAUGUGGCUAUCCUGGUCAUCUGACUUUUGAAUGCCGUAAUUUUCUCCGAGUAGACCCCAAAAGAGACAUAGUUUUAGAUGUCAGCAGCACAAGUAGUGAAGACAGCGAGGAAGAGGCUGAGGAACUCAAUAAAUUGCAGACAAUACCUGAGAAAAAUACAAAUGAAGAAGAAGAAAAGAAAAAACAAAAAAGAAAAAACAAAGAGAAAAUUAAAUUAAAAAAGAAAAGGAAAAGGUCUUAUUCAUCUAGUUCUACUGAAGAAGACACUUCUAAACAAAAGAAACAGAAAACCCAGAAGAAGGAAAAAAAAAGGGAGAAAAAAAGCAAAACAAAAAAAGGAAAACAUCACAAGAAGGAGAAAAAGAAGCGAAAAAAGGAAAAACGUUCUUCAUCUUCGGAUAGUUCAGACUCUUCUAGUAGUAAUUGAGAUAUCCACCCAUUCUUCUGACAUUUUAUGUUUAAGAGAUUUGAAUUUGCUUCAGUAAUUUUGCUUUGUAUUAAAAUAUAUCUUCCAGGAAAGCAUUCCUCUAUGUUUAACACCAACACUGCUUUUAACCUACCUGAAUUAAUAACGAUGAAGUAAUAAGGAUUAUUAUAUUAUUAUAAGGCAAUCUUGUUAAGAGCCAUAUCUUAUUCAUACUCCUUAGUGUGCUUUUCUUUUCUGUUAACAUUGCUUUAGAAAUUUAUUGUGAAGUAUCAUCAUAAUCAACAGAAAAAGAACUAUCUAUACAAUUAGCCUACCUGAUUGUGGAUGCUAUUACCAAAUGUCUAUUCACCUUCCCAGGGAGCAAAUCUAGGAAGUAAAAAAUUUUCUUAUGAAGCAGAUUCCUCCAGACAUUCAGCAUCUUUCCCCAAAUACUGCAAAAUCAAGUAGCCUUACAUUCUAUUAUGUAAGUAAUAGUUUAGUAUUUUUAUAGACACAGACUUUUUGAAUGAUAGACAGAAAUAAUAUUUCCUUAUGAGUCUCUUUUUUUCCUUAAAUAAAUGGAACAUACAGAAAAGUAUGAAAUGCAAGAGCUUUGUUCUAAGUUUUACCCUUAUGUGAAACAAUUUUUAGUAACUGCCUAGUUUGAGUUUUUCUCCCAGCUGUAGUGUUUUCUUAUUCUUUAAAGACCAAUCCAUUUUGAGCAUUUAUUCCUAACAUUGCUGCUCUACUUAAAAUUUAAAGAUAAUAUUUUUUGAUCAGUAUUUAUAGCAAUAACAGCUGUGUUGUUUUAUAAAUGUGCCACAUUGGCCUUAGAACCUUCAUUCGGGUUAAUUUUUUUUUUUGUCAGAUGGAAUAUCAAAUUUUUAUUAAGCUUGUUUCUAUUAGAGUAGUGCAGGAAUUUUUAUAUUUGAAAUUAUAUACUACAUUUUGUGAAAUAAUUUUUAAAUACUUUUGAAACAUUUGACAUUAAUUGUUGAGAGUUCAUAAAUGACUAGUUGGAAUAGAAGAGACUUGAUUUUUCAUUUGUCCAUAAAAUUUAGCAGAUGCAUAAAAGAUUUUUAAUAAGGUGUCAGUGAAGAAAGAUUGAAGAUCUUUACCUUAUCAUCUGUUUGGAAAAUUAAGAGCUACAGAGCCUUAUAAAUAAUUUAUCCUCAUUGGAUAGAAUCUUCUUACAAAUAUAAAUUAUAUAUUUUAGUAUUCUCAACCACAAACUAGCAGGCUUAAGUAACCUAUCCUAAAUUUUUUUCUUUAAUAAUGGCCAACAUUUUUUAUGGUUAUGAUCAAUAAAUUAAAGAUUUAUCACAUUGUAUCAGCA
This is a messenger RNA of Antechinus flavipes (yellow-footed antechinus), 2158 nucleotides long. RefSeq names its product SREK1 interacting protein 1 (gene SREK1IP1). The record is from RefSeq and is a predicted model, not a curated record. Gene Ontology annotation, molecular function: zinc ion binding; nucleic acid binding. The transcript has 5 exons. The coding region runs from base 367 to 843 and encodes 158 amino acids. NCBI's taxonomy places the organism in Eukaryota, Metazoa, Chordata, Mammalia, Dasyuromorphia, Dasyuridae.